This is a messenger RNA of Mizuhopecten yessoensis (Yesso scallop), 4341 nucleotides long. RefSeq lists its product as uncharacterized. Bases 382 to 1872 code for a protein of 496 amino acids. NCBI's taxonomy places the organism in Eukaryota, Metazoa, Mollusca, Bivalvia, Pectinida, Pectinidae. Gene Ontology annotation, molecular function: protein binding. The transcript has 4 exons. The record is from RefSeq and is a predicted model, not a curated record.
UCAUAACAUACCGUGUAUUAUUGGUGGGUUCGCCGGUAGACAGCGUAGUAGCUAUAUAGGUCAACGGUGUACGUAAACAUUGCAAGCACUUUUAACUAAAACAACUAGCCUUAUACUUAUCGGCCAUGCCACACGAUAACGUGUUAUAAUGAUUUUUGUGGAUUAUUUUGAGACAGUCGGAUUCCCAGUUUGUCUCAAUCUGUACAAGUCAGGGGAAUAUCUACAAACAGGAUUUCCAGAGCUCGUGAGUGACGUCAGGCUGUUGGCUGGAAUUAGGAACACGCACUGAGGACACCACCUUUAGAUCAAUCUGGUACAAACAUCCUCUCUUUGUUGACAAAUGCCAGGUAGUUUCCGCACGAGACAGUAACCAUUACGACAAUGGCCAAACCGUCUACCUACGUUAAUGUCGCACCGCCACCACCACCCCCGGACCGAAACAGAAAGCGGUCUAUUUGUCAAUCUUGCAAUUGUCCAAAUUGUCAUGAUAUGGAAUCUUGCACUGGCACAGUGAUAAAUGGUGGUUAUCUCAGGACUGUCGCCGAUAGACCCCCUGUUCCAUGUCGACAACGACAAUUUACAGAUGACUUUUCUCCAGAAGAAUAUUUUAAAGAAUGUGAUAAACCAAAACCUGAUACAAGGCGAAUGAAGGAACUUGACAUCCCCUUACCAUUGCCAUCGGCACAAAGCAAUGAUUCUGUGUUUGAUUCCCUUCCCUCGUCAAAUCCCCCUGUUCCAUUCUUACAUGAGUUUCACACACAUAUUCCACCUAAACUUUCGAUUCACGAUCGUUUCAUUCAACGUCACCCCUCGCCACAACCACCCGCCCCUUCACAGAUAAGACCUCACCGGAAACCCUCUGAUGAGUUACCGAAUCCUAAUGUUUUAAACCAACUUCUUAUGAACGAACAAACAGUCGAAGUGCCAAGACAGAAAGAAAAAGGACACGAUCAGUUACCACAAUUUGAAUUAACUUUACCCAGGAAAAAGAGUGAACGAAGAAAAACCGGCAGACGUCAACCUGCUAAGGUACCUUUGUGGAUGAAAUUGGGAACAAUAUUCGCUUUUAUUCCCUUCUUUGGAUUAUCAUAUAUGGUCUUUAAAACUGGUAAAGACAUUUUCUUUGUACAUAAUCGACAUUUACGUCCAGCCCAACACAGCUGGAAUUAUUCAGAACCAGACGAAUCCAAGUUGGAUACAACGGUUUGUUUUUCAUGUGACUUGGUUGAUGAAUUCAGGAGUCGCCAUCGGGGACAACAAUUAGGUGACCUCAAGAUAUACGGCUUCAAAUCCUCUGACAAAAGACGGCAUUGUUGUAUGGAUCAGCUUGGACACACGAAAUGGAUGGUCAACAUGAUGAAAACGAGAGAAAUAUUAGGGCGACAAGAAGCGAGAAAUCCCGAUUCAGAUGGAGUGUGUUCAGCUAAGUCCACUCAUGUGCCCGUGUAUAACAGGUGUUCACAAGGUGAGGCGAGUUUAAAACUGGACAAAGAGAAUACCACACCGAUGUGCAAAGGAGCGGGGAUAAAAGUGACUAAUGAUUCUUUGCUGGCAGAAGAGGAAGGGCUGUAUAUUGUAUAUAUGACUUUGACGGUCACACUUUCUCCAAAAACAGAUUGCGGAAAAAAGAUUGAAAGUAAAGUAUUAAGAGCCCAUCUUCACUGCAAUAAGUCUGCGAAGAAAAGGUGUAUUGAGAUGGAAACCUACAAUGUAACCAGAACAAAUACGGACUCUACAUACUUUCAACAUUCGUUCAAUUUAUACACAAUGAAAAAUUUUACGAGGGGAGAACAGUUUUUUCCAUCUUUAUCCCAUCCGUCGUAUCUGUACACGGCGAAAUAUGGAAACUAUAUCGGCGUGGUUCAACUUUAGUGUGUCAAAUCAUGGACUGGAUGACUGGGAAUGUGGUCGAACACACAAAGUGCUGCAUACUGAGUGAUCAGACAAACUGCUAUUUAAAUGUUCCCUAAAUGGUAUGCCCCAUUUAUGAAUACACACUGUAUUUGAAAUAAUGGCUCCCAGGGUGGCGUUCAAAUAGUAGCGUUGUAGACACAAUGCCAAGAUGGAUCUGAAACUGUCUGUGACCAUGCCAAUCUGAGAUUAUGAUGAGAUAUAUGGUCUAUUGAAUAGAAGAUGAUACAUCUAUUUUGAUUUCUGAUAGAUGGAUGUUAUCAUUUAAGUAACACAUACAAUAUGCAGGGUUAUACGCAUUGACUAAACACAUGUUGUAUGACAUAUUUACAAACGUAUGUAGGAACAUUCAUAGUAAGGUUUUUUGUCGUACAUGAGUCAGAUUCUUACUAUAUGUUCGAUAAGUUUACAUAAAGACAAUUAACUUUUGACAUAUAAUUUCCUGACGCAAUAAAUUAUGGAUCAUUGUGAUAUAACCAUUCUGUGCCAAUAUUGAUAUAUUCUGUAUUAUCAUUUUACAUCCCAUACUAGAGUCUACCAUGUUGUAUAUACAUUGUAUAUGGCACAAACAGUUUUGCCAAACGCAGGUUUGUCGUUUUAAAGCUGAUAAUAUUGAUUUGUAUUUUCAUAUACAAUAAACAUAAAGUACCAAAAUCAUGUUCCUUAACUAAGGUGUGAUACCACGAUCGAAUUCUGGUCAUCCCAAUUUUGGUUUACAGAAAAAUGUCGUUUCUGUGUCCUUAGAUAAAACAACAAGAGUACAAAUUAGAAUGCAAAAGAAUAGGUCUUUUAACAAUUUGAAUUAUAUAAGUAUCAACAACGAAGGCAGAACGAGGUUGAUUUUGAAUAUGAAUUUUUUGGCAACAAUAAAAAUUAAUGGUUCAUUUAGCGAUGUGAAUCCUACACAAAUAUGCAUAAAUGAACAAUUACAUUGUACAUUGUAAUUUGUACAAAUUAUGUCUGGAUUCAGCUUGUUGACUUCGUCUCAUACAGAUGGCUAUAACAACAAAAUGGCAAUUAUCUGAAUACCAAGUUUAAAAAAUCAGAUAAUAUACUUCUUGAAUAUUUGCUCAAUUGCAUUUUAUUAAUUUGGAAACCCAAACUUUCAUUCCAAAAGAACAUGCAGAUAUAAUAAGUAAAUAUCUGUGAAACACUGCAAACAAAAUUAUAACGUGCCAGGGACCACCACUUCUGUUGACUGUGAGUGACUUAACACGAACGAUAUCGAUUUUUUUUUUACAGUAUGAUCAAUACGUUAGAUAGAAUUCAGUUGUGAAGAUCUGAAGUACAUAAUGUUUAUAAAUAUUGCAUAUGUUUUUGUAUUAUACAUGUCACAUCAAUAAAACAUCUUGGUUACUGUUGAUGUAUAGUUUAUUCUAAAUAUGAUAAUGUUUAGUCUUUCUGUAUAAGUAAAACUGCCGUAAUGUCUUCCCAAAAUCACUUAACGUUAUACCCUGCUAAAUUACACUUUAAGCCUAUUCCAUUUCUUUUUGAAACACAAAUUUUAUUAAGUUUUACAACAAUACGAAACAAGUAAUUAUAACCUUUGAUUGGCCCGGAUGUCAGGGCUCGGGGUUUUUCAUCGAGAAGGGAGUAUGGAUGUCUUUUAAUGCCAUACUGUACAAUUUUUUGAUAUUACUCAAUUGAUAGGUCAUACCUAAGUUGUCUGUGAUACUGUGUCAAGUUAACACUUUGUAAGUCUUCCUAGGGUACACUAUUGUAUUUUAUUACACUUUCAGUAAGUCUUCCUGAGGUACACUAUUGUAUUUUAGUACACUUUGUACGUCUUCCUAAGGUACACUAUUGUAUUUUAGUACACUUUGUACGUCUUCCUAAGGUACACUAUUGUAUUUUAGUACACCUUCAGUAAGUCUACCUAAAGUACACUAUUGUAUUUUAGUACACUUUGUACGUCUUCCUAAGGUACACUAUUGUAUUUUAGUACACUUUGUACGUCUUCCUAAGGUACGCUAUUGUAUUUUAGUACACUGUCAGUAAGUCUUCCUAAGGUACAUUUUGUAUUUUAGUUCACUGUAAGAAAGUCUUUCUGAUGAAAAACUUUUGACAAGCCUUCCUGAGUUCACUUUUACCUAAACUACACUAUAAGUAAGUUUUCUUAAAGUUCACAUUCAGUAGGUCUUAAAUGUUGGUAAGUCUCUCUAGAUACAAGUAUUAACUUAACACUUGGAUCGGUAUAUCAUCUUUAAGUACUGUAUCGUUAUUUUGACUGAUUUUAUUUCUAAGAGAGUUGCGUACACAUUAUACAUUACCAUGUAUUGUCUUUUCAACAGUUACCUGGUAUGGGUAUAUAUACAGUGUUGUUACGGUAAAACAUGGACAGUGCAUAUUCACGGCUGUUUAUUGAUGAAUCGUAUUAUAUUGUUAUAUGUUUUGAUAUAAAAUAAACCAAACUUUUAACACGUCUCUUAA